GAACUAAUGGCGUCUCCGGAACUUGCUGCCACCUACGCUGCCCUCAUCUUAGCUGACGCUGACACCGAGAUCACGACCGACAACAUUCUUACACUGACUGCCGGUGCGAAUGUCGAGCUCGAGCCCAUUUGGGCUACGCUUCUCGCCAAAGCGCUUGAGGGCAAGAAUGUCAAAGAUCUCCUUUCCACCGUCGGCACUGCAUCUGGUACUGGCCCCGUUGCAGCUGCCAGUGCACCUGUCCAGACGGAGUCGAAGCAGGUUGAGGAAGAGAAACCUGCUAGCGACGCUGGUGAAGACUCAGAUGACGACUUGUUCGGUGGUGGCUUGUUUGAUUAA
This is a messenger RNA of Mycena indigotica, 336 nucleotides long. Its product is annotated as 60S acidic ribosomal protein. Gene Ontology annotation, molecular function: structural constituent of ribosome; protein kinase activator activity; ribonucleoprotein complex binding. Gene Ontology annotation, biological process: cytoplasmic translation; translational elongation. Gene Ontology annotation, cellular component: ribosome; cytosolic large ribosomal subunit. The coding region runs from base 7 to 336 and encodes 109 amino acids. Lineage: Eukaryota; Fungi; Basidiomycota; Agaricomycetes; Agaricales; Mycenaceae. The record is from RefSeq and is a predicted model, not a curated record. The transcript is spliced from 4 exons.